Molecule: messenger RNA, 5325 nt
Organism: Anoplophora glabripennis (Asian longhorned beetle)
Lineage: Eukaryota; Metazoa; Arthropoda; Insecta; Coleoptera; Cerambycidae
Product: ecdysone-induced protein 74EF-like
Exons: 4
Coding region: 137-1324 (395 amino acids)
Biological process (GO): regulation of transcription by RNA polymerase II; cell differentiation
Cellular component (GO): nucleus
Molecular function (GO): DNA-binding transcription factor activity, RNA polymerase II-specific; sequence-specific DNA binding
Source: RefSeq, a predicted model, not a curated record
UCUACGUUGCCCGUUCCUGAGCAUUAGUCGGGCGCCCAUACCUCGCCAAGGCACUCUCCCAGCACGCGUGUGACUGUGUUUAUUUACCUCACCGAGUGAUUUGGAGUGCGAUGCUCGCCAGCGGACACCGCUGAGUAUGACGAUGAUUCUUAUGAAGCCGUACAAGAUGCCCUCCGUGCCCGACCUGCCUCUCAUCAAGUCGCUGGUCUCGCCGCAGAGGAUCAAGGAGGAGUGCGAGGACUUUUGCACCAGCAGCAUGGACGAGGACGCUGACGCUCCUCUGGACUUAAGAGUGAAUUGUGGCAGGGUUAGUCCCGCUAGGGACUCCGGGACUGAAAGUGACGACACGGAGGACAAGAUCAUCCUGCAGGACGGGGCCGAGCCCUUCAAGAAGAGCCUCAUCAAGAGAUUUGACAAAGAGCAGAAUAACUAUCUCCACCAACUCCUAUCAAGACAAAGGACAGACUUACAACACCCUAGUUUGUGCGACUAUGGUAGAAGAAAGUCCGUAUACCCCACCACUACUGGUUCCUUGCCACCGAGCCCGGCCGACUCCGGCGUCUCCGAUGUGGACAGCUCCUCCAGCGGGCACACAUCGACGGACGAGCUGAAGGCCAGAUUACAACCCUCCAUCCACUCCCCCGUAGGCAACCUCUUCUCCAGGCACAUGUCGUGGUCUUCCCCCGGCCACCACGGCCAGAGGCCACCCAGCCACAUGUCGCAGCAGUUCUACCAACCCUUCGCCACGAACCUAGACCCCUACAACAGCUACCUACUCCAGCAACAUCACCAAGUACAACAGAGCCAUCACAUGCACCACCACAACCAGUCCCCCUUCACGACGCCAUCACCCCCCUCCCCCCCUAUGAGACACGCCAUCCCCACGUCCGUCAUCCAGGCAGCCACCUCCAGCAUGUACGACGACUCCUACAUGCUGGGCUUCUCCCCCAGGAAGCUGAAGAAGGUCAAGAAGCAGAAGAUCGGCGAACCCGGCACGGUGAAGAGGAAAAGCCGGGAGGGUUCGACGACGUACCUGUGGGAGUUCCUGCUGAAACUCUUGCAGGACAGGGAGUACUGCCCCAGGUACAUCAAGUGGACCAACAGGGAGAAGGGCGUCUUCAAAUUAGUCGACUCCAAGGCGGUGUCCAGGUUGUGGGGGAUGCACAAGAACAAGCCCGACAUGAACUACGAGACCAUGGGCAGAGCCCUCAGGUACUACUACCAGCGGGGCAUCCUCGCCAAGGUGGACGGCCAGCGGCUGGUGUACCAGUUCGUGGAGGUCCCCAAGGAUAUAGUCGAAAUAGAUUGUACAGGCGCCGCGUGAAUUGGCCUUAGAAGUUAGAUUCUGCUCCGGCGCGCCCGAGCAGCCGCCGUCUCGAAAGUACAACAAAACACAAAUUAUUUAUUUAGAGAAUGAGAACUCAAGUUUUUAUCAAAUUGUAUAUAUGCUAAUGACUCAAAUAUGUAGACCGUAACAACGAAUUUUGCACGUAGAUGCACGCCACUUCCUGUUUUAAGAUCUCAUUUGUACAAAGGUGUGUCUGGAAUCGACUAUAUCCUGAAAUGGGAGGGAGGGGGACCGGAAAGAGGUCGUAGACGAUAGCGAGAAGAGGUUGUGAUGUGUUAAAGACAAUUUAUAGGGUUGUGGUAUAGAUUUUCCAACGCCGCGCACUAUUUCAUAUAUGACGUCCAACAUUUAUUUCCUACCAGACCAAGACUAGAGCGCGCGCCUCUAAGCUUUUCUCCUGCGUCAGUCGAAACUGUUUUGAGCCACCAGCUGUAAAUGUAGCUAGACCCUAGCUUUCCUAUUUGUAGGUUUAGAAGAAAACGCAAAAAAACUGUAGCAUAAACUAGAACUUUUUUAUGAUGAUAUUCAUCUUUUAAAACAUUAAAAAGCAUGGCCAACUUAUGAUCCUUUAAAUGAUACACUUCAUCAAGUCAUACGUGAACAGGACUGUAACGAUUAAAGUUCGAUGGGUCAAACCGUAUAUCAUAGCAAUCCUGAAAAUGCUAUAAUGUACAGGAUAUUUCAUAUCAAAGGUUAUGAGUCUUCUAAACUUUAAAAUAAGAAUAGCUAAAGUGGAGUAACAUUUACAAUUAAUAAGGCUGAUGACGGAAAGGUUUGACUUGGUCGCGCGGAUUCAAAGUGCUUUUUUAUACAAAACGCAUUGUACAAAAACAAAACAACAAUAACUAGUUUCUUUUGUAGCGCGAUUUAAAGGAUUUAAGGAGUCGCUAUUGAGUGUACAUAAAAGUUUUAUUACGAAUAGGGUGAAUGUGUUGUUGUUGUUGUCUUUUAGUAUGAAAUAGUGAAGAGUUGUUAUAAAUAUCGUAGAUUUUUAUAAAUUAUACCUAAGCAAAUUUUAAAGAAAAUAUAUCAAUUAUUAAAUAGUAAUAAAAGAAGUUAUAAUAGUCGGAAAAAAUGUGUGAAAUGUGAUAAGAAAAGACAAGGUAUUUUGGAAGAGUUUCAUUUAAGGUUUCUUUUUUUGUUACGUAUUUUAAUAAAAAAAAAAAGGAAGGUGCUUUAAACAUGGAUAUGAAGAAGACUGCGAGGUGCCUAGAGAUUGACAGGGAAACAAAAUGAAAUGUCAAUGAUUAAGCUCUCUUUUAUUUUCAGUUUGCGGAAUCGAGCGAAAUAUCUUUUUGCUUCUGAUCUCAGUUUGUACACGACAAUUAAUAAGACCGAGGAAAUUGCCAAUCAUUUCUAAAAAUUCGAAUUUUUUUUCAAAGUACGGCUGUAGUUAUUUUCGACUUCAAUUUUGUUCAAAGAACCCCGCACAAAGCAUAUGGAAAUUCAACACCGGUCAAUUUUUAUGAAACUUCGUAUUUUGUUAGUCCACGUCAUGCUGAUCAAAAGUCUCGAUGAGCACGAAGCCCUACAACCCCCCCCCCCCCCAAACCACCCCCAAAGAUCAGGGUAAUGAACUUGACAGAUUACAGGUCAAUUGGCUUACCGUAAUAUUUCAUUACUGUAGUCGAACCUACAGACACCUAUACCAUAACUAGCCAGGCUUAAGACUAUCAAUGGGCACCGAGCCCUACAACCUCCACCAAACCCCCAAAGGUCAGGGGGUGCACUUGACAAAUUAUCGGUCAAUAAAACUACCGAAAUAUUUUACUACUUCAGUCGAACCUACAGCCACCAAACUAUAACUAGGCUAAGACUGCUACCUCUAAAACACUUAACCCCCCAUCCCUCUCCGUUCCCACCAACUACCAAAGCCUGUCAUGUGACUUUUCCCUGCCUACUAGAUGUGUAGCUGUUUAAUCGUGAAUUCCAUCUCACAGUCACCUAAACGACGCUGACCCCCGACAAUUGAACCAUCCACCCCCCAACCCAAAUCCCACGGUUGGGGUCGGACCAACCCCAAUUCUUAUCGAAGUCUGACAUGACUUUUCCCUGCUUACGGCUUAUGAAACCGUUCAAUCUUGAAUUCCAUCCUGCACCCAUCUUAUUCUUUAAUACCCUUUAACCCACAAAAAGUACGAAAACCUGCCAUAAGAUUGUUUGCUGUUUGUGGGAUGUGUAACCCUUUAAUCAUUAUUUCCAUCCCAAAGUGUGGCCUAACCGAUCACUACCGACACCUUUUGACCAAUUGACAAUUGAACCCCUCACCCCCAAUUCCAACCCCGGGGUUGGGAAGGUGGAUUAACCCUUAUUCGUUCUCGACCCAAAGCCUGCCGUAUGAAUUAUUUCUGUUUACGGGCUCUGAAACUGUUUGAUCAUGAAUUUCAUUUCUCAGCUACCUUAACAAUCACUACCCAAUGCUCUUAACGUAAAGAGCAAACAGCCAUAUGGAAGAUUUUGGUACGCAGUGGAGGGGAGGGGGAGUUUCAAUUUUUGGAGGUUGAAGGGUAUUGAGGAAUGAACAUUUCGACAGCUGUGGGAUGAAAUUCACGAUCAAAUGGUUUUAUAACCCGCAAGUGGGAAAAGUCACAUGUCAGGCCUUGAUACGGAACGGGGUUGGUCUACCCCUCCCAACUAUGGGGUUGGGUUUGGGUAGAUCAAUUGUCCUGGGUCAGCGUCGGAGGGUAUCGGGUAGUAAUCGUUUAGGUGGCUGUAGGAUGGAAUUUACGAUCAAAUGUUUUCCCAACCAGUAAGCAGGGAAAAGUGACAUGACAGGCUUUGGUAGUUGAUGGGGGAGGGAGAGGGAUGGGGGUUUGAGUGUUUCAGGGAUUAUAGUUUUAAAGCUAGUUAUGGUGUAGGUGGCUGUAGGUUCGUUUACAGUAGUAAAAUAUUUUGUUAAGCCAAUUAACCUAUAUGGAUCCCCCUGACCUUUGGGGGUGGUUUUAGGGGUUGAAAGGGGUUGUAGGGUUUCGUGCUUUGAGACUUUUGAUCAGCAUGACGAGGACUAUCAAAAAGUUUCAUAAAAAUUGACCGGUGUUCAAUUUCCAUAUGUUUUGUGCGGGGUUCUUUCAAAAUUGCAGUUGGUUUGACCGUGUCCCAAUUCCGGAGCCAUACCUGAGAGGUAAAAAUGUAUAUAAUAAAGAAUUACGUACUUAUGAUUUGGAUCGAUUUGAGCUUUCUAAUUUGUAAUUUAUUAAUAAGUGUACAUUCUGUAUAGUAUUUAUUAUAUAAUUUCGAAAUAUCACAAUUAAGUUUUUUUUUUGUAAAUUUUUGUAACUUUCUGUGAUUUUUGUAAUUUUAGUUUCUAAAUUCUUUCAUUGUUUUAACAUGUGUACCUAAUUGAAAAUGUGUCUUGAAUCCUACUACUCAGCGCAAAUCAGGACGAAAAACAUAUUAUAUAUAAUAAAUAUAUAGAAAGUAACUAACCCAGGAUUUCUCUCAGUGAAAAAAAUUUAUACAUAUUAAUAAAAUAAACUAUGUGUAGAGAAAUAUAUAUGUAUUCAUGUGCACAACAAACAAAAAACUGUUAUUAAACGUCCAAAAAACAUGUGAUAUGUUUGCAUGAUUGUUAACUGUCACCUUUUUAGCAUAAAUAAUAUUUGUUAUACAUGUUGAAUGUCUUUUUGUUUGUUGUAUCUUUAUCCGAAUCUGUCUGCCAGUUUGAAAUUACCACCUACACUUCAUUUAUCCGUCGACGAAUCGAGAGUCGAUUGAUAAAUGAAACGUAACAUCCACUAUCCCACUUCUGAUUUGCUGACCACAUCACUAAUGAAGUUAUUAAUUAUAAAGGUAUUUAGGACCAUGUAACAUAAAAAUCGUUAAGGAAAAUAUAUAUUAAAAAUUUGGUGAUAUUGCAAUAGAAAUACUAUAAUACAGUGUAAAUAUAGAAAAUUUUUAUUAUAUCGCAAAAAUACCUACCUUUAGCUGCUAAGGAUUUUAUUGAUUUUUAAAUAUAAUAUUGUAUAGUUUUUAUUUAG